Messenger RNA from Pungitius pungitius (ninespine stickleback), 750 nucleotides. It is a transcript of the gene ptrh2, whose product is annotated as peptidyl-tRNA hydrolase 2. Gene Ontology annotation, biological process: negative regulation of anoikis; positive regulation of anoikis. Gene Ontology annotation, molecular function: peptidyl-tRNA hydrolase activity. The transcript has 2 exons. NCBI's taxonomy places the organism in Eukaryota, Metazoa, Chordata, Actinopteri, Perciformes, Gasterosteidae. The record is from RefSeq and is a predicted model, not a curated record. Bases 120 to 635 code for a protein of 171 amino acids. Gene Ontology annotation, cellular component: cytosol; mitochondrion.
UCUGAAAGGUUAUAGGGUAGUAUUGGCGUCAUUACGUCAUCACCAAGCGACAAAAAAAUGAGACGAAGCGGCAUUCAUUACGCGGUUGUCACGUUGAACAAACCAGUAGGCUUAACACCAUGGACUUGGCAUGUGGUCCAUUGGGCCUGGGUGCAGUAGCAGGACUGGGCUGUGGGCUCCUGCUUGGCUGGCACCUUCGUGCUCGCUUGGGCACGACCUCCAAAAACCUGAUUGGAGCCCUGGGGAACGGCACUGGUGAGGCUAGUGUGAUGGGAGAAGGAGGCGAGUUCAAGAUGGUACUAGUGGUCCGAAAUGACCUGAAGAUGGGUAAAGGGAAGGUCGCUGCCCAGUGCUCACACGCUGCUGUAUCAGCUUACAAGCAGGUUCAACGCAGGAACCCCGAGCUUCUCAAACAGUGGGAAUACUGCGGCCAGCCCAAGGUGGUGGUUAAGGCCCCUGAUGAGGACACCCUGAUCGAUCUGCUGGGCCAUGCCAAAGAGUUGGGGCUUCCUAUCAGCCUAAUUCAGGACGCAGGAAGAACUCAAAUCGCGCCCGGAUCGCGCACUGUGCUCGGUGUCGGUCCUGGACCCGCCGAUCUGAUUGACAAAGUCACUGGAGACUUGAAACUCUACUAGUUUUAGGCUAAAAUGUAAUGCUUGACAUGGUUAGCUUGUUUUUUGUUGACUCUUGAAUGCAAGGAAUGGAUGUCUAUUGUUGAUCCCAUCACAAUAAAAACAUUUUUUUUCCCGA